Molecule: messenger RNA, 1038 nt
Organism: Acanthosepion pharaonis
Lineage: Eukaryota; Metazoa; Mollusca; Cephalopoda; Sepiida; Sepiidae
Source: the annotation of a GenBank genome assembly
AUGCAGAGUUUCUUCCAGUCUAUCUAUCAACCUAUCUAUCUAUCUAUCCCAGCCUAUUCAUAUCUAUUUAUAUAUCUGGUUAUCUAUCUCAGUUUUUUCCUAUCUAUACAGGCUGUUCUUAUCUAUCUAUCUAUCUAUCUAUCUAUCUAUCCUAAUCUGUUCACAUCUCUCUAUGUCAUAUCUGUCUAUAUCAUAUACUGUUCUUAUCUAUCACUAUAUCUAUCUAAUUCUGGUCCUAUCUAUCUAUCUAUCUAUCUAUCUAUCUAUCUAUCUAUCUAUCUAUCUAUCCCAGGCUGUCUCCCUCUCUCUUUAUCUAUCUUUCUAAACAAUUCUGGUCCUAUCUAUCUAUCUAUGUAUCCCUAUCUGAUUAUAUCUAUCUAUAUCGUAUCUAUCUAUGUAUGUAUGUAUCUAUGUAUCUAUGUCCCUAUGUAUCUACCUCAGUUUAUGCAUAUCUAUCUGUCUAUCUAUCUAACUAUUCCAAUCUGUUCAUAUCUAUCUAUAUCAUAUCUAUCUGUAUUGUAUUUAUGUAACUCUAUCUAUCUAUCUAUCUAUCUAUCUCAUUUUUUCUAUCUAACUAUCCAAUCUGUUGAUAUCUAUCUAUCUAUCUAUCUAUCUAUCUAUCUAUCUAUGCCAGUCUCUAUCUAUCUCUCUCUCUCUCAGUUUUUUUCCUAUCUAUGCAUAUGUUUAUGUAUCCCAGACUGUUCUUAUCUAUCUCUAUAUCUAAUUCUGGCCCUAUCUAUCUAUCUAUCUAUCUAUCUAAUUCUGGCCCAAUCUAUCUAUCUAUCUAUCUAUCUAAUUCUGGCCCAAUCUAUCUAUCUAUCUAUCUAUCUAUCUAAUUCUGGCCCAAUCUAUCUAUCUAUCUAUCUAUCUAUCUAUCUAUCUAUCUAUCUAUCUAUCUAUCUAUCUAUCUAUCUAUCUAUCUAUCUAUCUAAUUCUGGCCCAAUUCAUCUAUCUAUCUAUCUCUAUCUAUCUAUCUAUCUAUCUAUCUAUCUAUCUAAUUCUGGCCCAAUCUAUCUAUCUAUCUAUCUAUCUAUCUAA